CAAUUGCAAUGCAUCAUCACUCCCUCCAAAUAUCAAUCACCAUCUCAUGCUCCCAAAUUAAAGUCAUCUUCCUCCACAUUCUCAGCCACUCCCGCCGCCAUGACCAGCCACGAGUUCGCCGACAACGAACCGGAAUCACCUCAUAACGUUGUUCACCCCUUGAAUCCCGAGGAAUUCCGGCGACAAGGCCACAUGGUAAUCGACUUCAUCGCCGACUACUACAACAACAUCGAACAUUACCCUGUUUUGAGCCAAGUCAAACCAGGCUACCUCCGUCAUCUCCUCCCUCGCUCCGCUCCUCUCGCCGCCGAACCAAUCGAAGAAAUCAUCAAAGACAUUGAAACCCACAUAAUCCCCGGAAUCACUCACUGGCAGCACCCUGCCCAUUUCGCCUACUUCCCCUGCACCGCCAGCACGGCCGGAAUCCUCGGGGAGCUCCUCACCGCCGGGCUCAACGUCGUCGGGUUCAGCUGGGUGGCGUCGCCAGCGGCGACGGAGCUCGAGGCCAUCGUGAUGGAUUGGCUCGGAGAAUUAUUGAACCUCCCGAAGCCAUUCCUCUUCUCCGGAAACGGCGGAGGAGUCAUCAUGGGGACGACCUGCGAGGCUCUGCUCGCGACGCUCGUCGCCGCGAGGGACCGAAAACUGGCCGAAAUCGGGGAAGGAGAGAUCGGGAUCGGGAAGCUGGUGGUUUACUGCUCCGAUCAAACCCACUGCGCGUUUGCAAAAGCGGCGAAGAUCGUGGGGAUAAAACAGGGGAAUGUUCGGGUGGUCCCCGCGAGCAAAACGACGUCGUUCGGGCUGUGCCCGGACGAGUUGUACCAGGCGGUUCGGUCCGACCGGGAACUUGGGCUGGUCCCGAUGUUCCUGUGCGCGACGGUCGGGACCACCCCGACGGCGGCCGUGGACCCGUUGCAGCCCCUAUGCCGGGUGGCGAGGGAGCACGACAUCUGGGUCCACGUCGACGCGGCGUACGCCGGGGCGGCGUGCGUGUGCCCGGAGUUCCGACACGUGAUUGACGGCGUGGAAGGGGCGGACUCGUUCAGCCUGAACGCGCACAAGUGGUUCCUGACCACGCUGGACUGUUGCUGCCUUUGGGUGAAGGACCCGGGCGCGCUCAGGAGAUCGUUGUCUACCAAUCCCGAGUACCUCAGGAACCAGGCCUCCGACGAGGGAGGCGUGAUUACAAGGACUGGCAGACAGGUGACCUUGAGCAGAAGGUUCCGCUCCCUGAAACUGUGGAUGGUCCUCCGGAGCAACGGCGUGGCUAACCUGCGGAACUUCCUGAGGAGCCACGUCCGAAUGGCCGAGGAUUUCGAGAAGCUCGUCGCCGAGGACGGGAGGUUCGAGAUCGUCGUCCCGCGUCGCUUCUCGAUGGUCUGUUUCAGGAUGGUGGCUGGAGCUCGCCGUCGCGGCGACUGCGCCGUCGACGACGGAGUCGCGAAUCUGGCAAACAAGAAGCUGCUCGAGUCGAUCAACGGCUCCGGUCGUGUGUUCAUGACGCAUGCCGUGGCCGGAGGGAUUUACAUGCUGAGGCUGGCGGUCGGUGCUACGCUGACGGAGACUCGACACGUCGUUGAGGCUUGGAAGGUGGUUCGGGAGCAGGCUGAUGCGAUGGACGUCGAGGGGAUCGUGGGCUUGCGGGCUAUCGAGCCCAUGAUCGGAGGCCCAUAG
Messenger RNA from Linum tenue, 1671 nucleotides. NCBI's taxonomy places the organism in Eukaryota, Viridiplantae, Streptophyta, Magnoliopsida, Malpighiales, Linaceae. The record is from the annotation of a GenBank genome assembly.